Molecule: messenger RNA, 3436 nt
Organism: Seriola dumerili (greater amberjack)
Lineage: Eukaryota; Metazoa; Chordata; Actinopteri; Carangiformes; Carangidae
Gene: hk2
Product: hexokinase-2-like
Exons: 18
Coding region: 215-2977 (920 amino acids)
Biological process (GO): intracellular glucose homeostasis; glucose 6-phosphate metabolic process; glycolytic process
Cellular component (GO): mitochondrion; cytosol
Molecular function (GO): ATP binding; D-glucose binding; mannokinase activity
Source: RefSeq, a predicted model, not a curated record
CGAACUACUAACUUAAGGAAGCUGGAAGUUUCUAAACAGUACGUAGCUGUUUUUAACGACAGUAGUUUCUUAGGAGUUUAGACAAGACGCCGAGCGGCGGGUGAAAAUACUAUUGUUUUUGUAUUUAUUAUUUUAAGAAACCUUUGUACAUUUUUGCGAGUCUAAAGCAGGAAGACGGGCAGGGCGUAAAGUCGUCACACAUCAGUAACUAACGAUGUUAGCCUCAAGUCUUCUGGCUAAUUACUGCACCGAACUCCAUGAUGACCAAGCGAAUAAAGUGGACAAAUACCUACACCGUCUUCAGCUGUCAGAUGAGACUUUAAUGGAUCUGUCAAUAAGAUUUCGACGAGAAAUGGACAAAGGCUUGUGCAGAGACACCAACCCCACAGCUGCUGUCAAGAUGUUGCCCACAUUUGUGCGCUCCACUCCUGAUGGAACAGAACAAGGUGAAUUCCUGGCCCUUGAUCUUGGUGGAUCCAACUUCCGAGUGCUCCUGGUCAAAGUCAUGGCUGAUGGCGAGCAAAAGGUGGAGAUGGAAAAUCAAAUUUAUGCCAUUCCUGAACACCUCAUGAGAGGCAGCGGGUCUGAGUUAUUUGACCACAUAGCAGAUUGUUUGUCCAGUUUCCUGGAGAAGAUGGGCAUAAAGGACAAAAAACUUCCUUUGGGCUUCACCUUUUCUUUUCCUUGCCAGCAGACCAAGUUGGAUGAGAGUGUUCUGGUGUCUUGGACCAAAGGCUUCAAGUCAAGUGGAGUAGAGGGAAAAGAUGUGGUCAGCCUUCUCAGGAAAUCCAUCAAAAAACGAGGGGACUUUGACAUUGACAUUGUGGCAGUGGUCAAUGACACAGUGGGAACCAUGAUGACCUGUGGCUUUGAUGAUCAGCACUGUGAAAUUGGCCUCAUUGUAGGAACGGGAACCAAUGCCUGCUACAUGGAGCAGAUGAGGAACCUUGAGCUGCUGGAUGGUGACGAGGGGCGAAUGUGUGUUAAUACGGAGUGGGGCGCUUUUGGAGACGAUGGUGCCCUGGAGGAUCUGCGCACUGACAUUGACCAGGAAUUAGAUGCGGGCUCUCUGAACCCUGGCAAGCAGCUGUUUGAGAAGAUGAUCAGUGGCUUGUACAUGGGGGAACUGGUCCGUCUCAUCCUGGUGAGGAUGACCAAAGAGCAGCUGCUGUUCCAGGGCAAGACAACAGCACAGCUCCUCACCACUGGAAGCUUCAGCACCAGCUACAUCUAUGCCAUUGAAAAUGACAAAGGUGAGGAAGGUCUGACAAGUGCUGAGAAGGUGCUUCGGGACCUGGGUCUGGAACCAUCGGUUGAGGACUGCAUAUCCACUCAGAGGGUGUGUCAGAUAGUAUCAACACGGGCCGCUCAUUUGUGUGCUGCCACUCUAGUGGCAGUGUUGCGGCAGAUCCGGGAUAACAAAGCAGCUGAGAGGCUGCGUACUACUAUUGGAGUGGAUGGCUCUGUUUACAAGAAUCAUCCAGAGUUUUCCCGGAGGCUCCACAAGAUGGUGCGGCGACUUGUGCCAGACUGUGAUGUGCGCUUUUUGCUGUCGCAGGAUGGCAGCAGUAAGGGUUCAGCCAUGGUAACAGCAGUCGCUUACCGUCUAGCUGCUCAACAUGCAGAGCGUCAACGCGUCCUCGACACCUUGCGUUUGAGCCGUGAGCAGUUGCUGGAGGUGAAAAACCGAAUGAGUGAGGAGAUGGGGCGAGGCCUGUCAAAGCAAGCCCACGAGCAGGCAAGCGUCAAGAUGCUUCCCACCUACGUCAGAUCAACCCCAGAUGGAACAGAGCAUGGUGAUUUCUUGGCGUUGGACCUCGGAGGCUCCAGUUUUCGGGUGUUGCUGGUGCGAGUGCGAAGUGGAAAGAGACACAAUGUGGACAUGCACCACAAGAUUUACAGUAUCCCACAGGAGAUCAUGCAAGGCACAGGGGAAGAGCUUUUCAACCACAUUGUGGACUGCAUUGCUGACUUUCUGGAGUACAUGGGCAUGAGAGGAACAUCCUUACCUCUGGGAUUUACAUUCUCCUUCCCUUGCCAUCAAAGCAAACUGGAUCAGGGUAUUCUGCUGAAGUGGACAAAGGGCUUCAAAGCCAGCGGCUGUGAAGGACAAGAUGUUGUUACAUUACUUAAAGAUGCUGUCCGCCGCAGACAGGAAUUUGACUUGAACUUUGUGGCUGUGGUUAAUGACACAGUGGGAACCAUGAUGACCUGCGGCUAUGAGGACCCCAAUUGUGAGGUGGGACUCAUCGUAGGCACAGGGACCAAUGCCUGCUACAUGGAGGAAAUGCACAACAUCGAGCUGGUGGAGGGUAAUGACGGUUGUAUGUGUGUCAACAUGGAGUGGGGAGCAUUUGGUGACAAUGGUGAACUUGAUGACUUCUGCACCCAGUUUGAUCGCACUGUCGAUGAUUGUUCUAACAACCCCGGGAAACAGAGGUAUGAGAAGAUGAUCAGCGGCAUGUACCUGGGGGAGAUAGUAAGGAAUGUGUUGAUGGAUUUUACUUCUAAGGGCCUGCUGUUCAGAGGGAAACUGUCAGAGCGACUCAAGACCCACGGCAUCUUCGAAACAAAGUUCCUGUCACAGAUUGAGAAAGAUCGUCUGGCCAUGCGACAGAUCCGCUCAAUUCUACAGCACCUGGGCCUCACCAGCUCCACGUGCGAUGACAGCGUGCUGGUGAAGGAGGUGUGUAGUGUUGUCGCCCGCCGUGCAGCUCAGCUCUGUGGUGCCGGUUUAGCCGCUGUAGUCGACAAGAUCCGACAGAACCGCAACUUGAAUCAGCUCUCCAUCACCGUGGGAGUGGAUGGCACCUUGUAUAAGACACACCCUCAUUUCUCCAGCAUCAUGCAAGAAACACUGCAGGAUUUGGCACCGCAGUGUCCGGUGACGUUUCACAAGUCAGAGGAUGGAAGUGGGAAGGGAGCAGCGCUGAUCACAGCUGUGGCCUGUAGGAUCAAGAGCGGAGGGCAGCACUGAAUACCCAAGGUGAUUCUGGUGUAACCAGAGCUACUGCAACUGAUGUUCUGUACUGGGUAACCAUAGUUACAUACACUCAGACUGAGUUUUUUUGUAGUACUGAAACAUUUAAAUUGUGUUAUCUUGUGUGUGUGGUUCACAUGCACAUGUGCGAAUGUAUUUUUGGUUCGGAAUAGAUGAGCAUAGAUGAGCUAAUUAAAGUUCAGCUGUUUGUUAGAGAAGUUGUACCUUCUGUGCAAUAUGACUGUUACCAGCUGUGUGACUUUUUUCACUGCUCUUUUUUCUGCCAUCUUUCCAAUUUGUACAACAACUAGGAAGCACCUUGUGCUAAAGAAAAAUCCUAACUUAAUUUAGAAAUGACCUGAGCACAUCUGCAUGACUUUUGCAAUCAGAAUACUUUGUUCUAUCAUGAUUGUGUUCCACCUGUAAGUAAACCAGAAUAAAAUUAAUUUUGUGUUA